UGUUGCAGGCAGUAUAUAUAUAUUCUCAUAUAUUACUCAGGAAGUUUACUUUGAUUUUACUGAUCUUCUGUGGAUUAUUUAUACUCUGAAUACAGAUGUUUUGUGAAGGUUUCUGAUUCGGGGUGGCUGUAGUUAAUCAUCUGUUUGUGCUGGUUGUGUUUGACUGUUACUCGGAUACAUGGUGUUAAAGGGUGAAUACAGAUUUGGUGUUUUUAAUACAUUGCUAUAUGUUUUGUGAAGGUUUCUGAUUCGGGGUGGCUGUAGUUAACCAUCUGUUUGUGCUGGUUAUAUAUGGCUGUUGUUCAGAUACAUGAUAUUAAAGACCAGUGUUAGUGUUAUUGAUUGAUUCAGGUCUGCAGUGGAUUGCUGUCUAAAACUUACAACAACUUGACCCACUAGAUGAUGACUGGGUUAAUACCUGUAAUUUACAACAAUCCGUUUGUCAUCAGACAGCUGGUUUUAUUGUUUCCUGACAGUGUAUUGUGUGCAGUGUGUAUGAGAAGUGUUCUUUUCAUAGACAAAGUGUUUUCAGUGUGCUGAAUACGGAAGAACUGCACUGUUGUAGAGUCUAUGAACUUCACACUGACAACAUGAACAAAUGGUUUUCAAUUUGCUGAAUGAAGAACAACUGGCACUGUUGAAUAGUGUCUGUGAACUUCAGGUUGAUAACAUGUAGAUGUCAAACCAAACAGUGAAUGAUUUUUAUUCAACUUAUAAAAGUAGAUUACAUGCAGAAUACAUUUUUGCAUGGCCAUGCUCAACAAGGUUGAGGCAUGCCUAUCGUGGACCCAAUUUUUGAGUUACAAGGUGAAUUUUAUAGUGUAGCCAACAUUAAAAAAAAUUACUGUAUAAAACUACUACAGAUUUUAAACUAAAAGUUGUUCACCCACUCCUAUUGGAAUGGAGUACUUUGAAGAGUGAGUGUUGUUGUUUAUAUUACACUGCAAGUAACUCUGUUUACCUUGUCUGCAAGUCUUCAAGCAAGAUGCAAGGGAUGGUGACUUGAUGGUAAAGUGCUGUCAGUCUUUGGAGUCCUAGAGUGUUAUCUGUGUGCUGUAUACACCAUUCUGUCAUAAAGCUGACACUCCUGUUUGUGUGAUAACAAACCUGGUUACACAUAGAUAUAUCUGGAGAGAUAAGAAACCUGGUUACACAGAGAUAUCUGAGAGAUAAGAAACUGGUUAGAUAAUACUGUGUGGUCUGGUGGUUUGUGCCAGGACAUCUGGGUGUACUGUGGAGAUAGAUGAACAUCAGAAGACAAAACACUGUUUAUAACACUAACAGUCUGAAGAAUCUAGGUUCAGUAAUAUGUGUUGUGGAGUUUAUCCAAACUUAUAUCACAACUAUCAAUAUAGAUAUAUCUACUUUUCUUAACUGCAAACAUGCUGUAAAACACUUGGUUGGAUCAUACCUUGGUUGUGUGUGGAUAAAAAGAUGUUCAUAUUUUAAUUAUAACGUUAACAGAGGAAAGUGACAACAAAAGAAUGGCCUUGAAUGCUGGGAGGAGCAUCGUUCGUCCAAUCGCCUUCAAGCCUGUAAAUGGUGCCGUCAAGACGAUCAGUCCCCCUCGUGGUGCCCACCGGCGCAUGUCCAAUCAGGACGAUGGCUAUGGGUCACAUGACUAUAGUCACAUGACUGGCAAUGGCACGAAUUUGUCUCAUGGUAGCUCACACCAGGAUGGCAGUGACAGGUCGACAAGCUUCUCGAGCGACUUCUCGCGGCCAGUGGAUCGGCCCGAGUCCCUGCCGUCGCUAAACAUGAGUCGCGUCUCCAACAACAUGGAGGUGUUUCCUGUGCAGACUCCGUCGCCUAGUGACAGCGGGGUUGGGGAGCUAGAGAUUCUGUUGAGGGAGAAGGAUGCGGAGAUCAACACACUGCGCGACGUGAUGGAUCGCAAUGAGAGAGCCAUAUUCCAGGUGUACGAGGAGAAGAAAUCAUCUUGGUUGAGAGACGUACACGAGAUUCGCGAGGAUUACGAGAAAAAGUUCAAAAUCCAACAACGAAAGUCGUACAAAACGGAACAGGUGCUUUCCCUGCAGGUGUACAAGCUGCAGCAGGAGAAGCGGACCCUGAAGGACGAGUACGACAAGGUUUACUGUGAGAAGGAGAUCGCCCAGAAACAAUGUGUGUCGUAUGAGGAGGAGAUCCGAGACCUGCGCGUCAAGCUGGCCAGCUACCACAACGGCAAACCGCCGCCACCACAGCUCGACGAGAUGACCCAGCUCCGCCAGCAGGUGCGCGACCUCAACGAGGAGGUUUGUCUGAAAAACCGUGAGGUCCUCACCCUCCGCACCCAGCUGCACAACAAUGAUGCCGAGAUGGAGAAGAAGAACAAAGAGAUCGCGGAGAAGUUCCGCGAGAUUCUGUCCAAAACGGAGGAACUCAAAAGUCUGAAGAAUGAGCUGGGUAAGCUCUCUGCCGAGGAACCAGAAUUCCGUGACACCGGUGUCCAGUGUGACUGUUUGGUGGACCCUGUUGUGGGAGUUAGUAGUCCUCGGGGAGUUGGUAGUCCUCAAGGAGUUGGUGGUCCUGCAGGAAUAGGUGGUCCUCGAGGAGUUUGUAGUCCUCAAGGAGUCGGUGGUGUUCCUCAGGGGUCGUCCCUGGUGUUAGGGAAGGACCGGACAAUAGUCUCCCUGCAGGAGGAGGUGGUGAAGCAGAGGCAGGAGCUGUCGGAGAAGCAGGUGGUGUUUGACCGGGACCGGGAGCAGUGGCUGGACGAGAAGAACAAGGUGAUCCGCUACCAGAAGCAGCUGCAGCUCAACUAUGUCCAGAUGUUCCGCAAGAACAAGAUGCUGGAGGCUGAGGUGGAACAGCUCACCCUCGAGCUGGAGAGUCGCGACCUCAAACUGAUGGCCAUGAGUGGGGAGGAGUCAGUCUGUUGACGAGCGUCACUUGCUAUCAUAGUGUGCAGCUGUAUUAAUAUGCAACCCAGUCUGAUGUGGAAGAUUGUGUUACUCUCAAACUGAUGGCCAUGAGUGGGGAGGAGUCAGUCUGUUGACGAGCGUCACUCGCUGUCAUAGUGUGCAGCUAUGUUAAUAUGCAACUCUUGUCAUGGUAACUUGUCACUCCUUUUCAUAGUGUACAGCUGUGUUAAUAUGCAACUCGUCAUGGUAGCUUGUUAAUACACAACUCAGUUUGAUAUGGUUUUUUGUGUUAAUCUCAAAAUGAUGGCUGAGAGUACAAAAUGAGCCUGUCAGUCAAUCAGUCAGUCAACCAUCAUUAUCUGACUAGUGGUACAUCCACUUGGGCAUCACCUUGAAUGCCCUGGAAAAUGUGCAUGGAUGUAUUACUAUGCAACCAAGUCUGCAAUGAUUAUUCUAUUUAGUCUUAUACUCAAUCUGUCAUGGAUUGUUGUGCCACUCAGUUCACCACCAUGGAGAUACUUACUGUACAUCUUUCAAGAGUAAACAUUCAGUUGUCUGUAGAUUGAGUUGGAUAAACAUAACUUAUAGUCUGUGAGGUAUCAAGCAGUGAGAUACCAAAUAUAUCAAGCUGGUGGGAUAAUAAGCUGUAUCAUUUGAAGCUAUGGUGUAUCAUGGCUAUAUCAAACUGGAGAGACAAACCUCUGUUGUAUCACCUGUGAGAUACCUACUUUCGAGAAAUAUUAAACUGCAACAGAACAAUUUAUGAAGCAUCAUCAUGUUUGAUAUUAAACUGUGAAAUACGACCAUAUGAUGUCAGUCUGUGAGAUAUUAACUUGUGAGGGCAGGCUGAUUUCAGCUGAUGAGACACCAAUCAUGGCUAUAUCAAACUGGAGAGACAAACCUCUGUUGUAUCACCUGUGAGAUACCUACUUUCGAGAAAUAUCAAACUGCAACAGAACAAUUUAUGAAGCAUCAUCAUGUUUGAUAUUAAACUGUGAAAUACGACCAUAUGAUGUCAGUCUAUUAACUUGUGAGGACAGGCUGAUUUCAGCUGAUGAUGAAAGUGUUUUCUACCUUGCCAUAAGAGAAUCCUGUCAGAUGAAUUGGUCCAUCGUCCAUGUGUUCUGUCAUUCUAUCAUGUAGCUGAAAGUCUUCAGUUCCUUGUAACAAAAGUGAUGGAGCUGAUGACAGUAAUUCAUUAUUUCAUUACUUACAUGUAUUUAUACCUGCCACACAAAAGUGUUGGUGCAAGUUUGUCCUGACCAUGGAAAUAUUGACGAUAAUUUGGCGAUGCUACAAGCAUGCAACAUUCAUUUGUUAUCAAAUAUACCACUACAUUAGUAGAAAUGUUAUUCUGAUGGGAAGUCAGUGAUGUGCAGCUAAAAUGUUAUUGUUUUAAAAAAAAAAUUGUGAUAGGAUGGAUUAACUAAAAUUAACCAAAAAACAAACAUACUAUAAAUAUGCAAACAAUUUCCCCAACCCCCAAAAGGUGCUUUGACUGUGUCACAAGAGAAGCAGAAAAGUGUGCCAAAAAUGAUGUACAAAAAUGUAUAUGUGACAUUUAUGUGAGCUGUGUGACAACCAAUGAGAAUGUAGGAAAACAAUUUGUGCGUUGUGACCCGUGCCUUAUUCCAGCAAUAAUGUGCUUCAAAACAACCUGCUCCCAGAUCAACCUUCAGUUUAUGUGACACACCAUUUGGUGCACUCCUGCAAUUCCACUAGGUAAACCUGUCUAUAGAGGACACUCUAUAACUCCACUACUUAACAACACUUAAGGACAUAUAAUUAGCCUUUAAAAACAGAUGACCUGUGUAAAGCAGUCAAAAUGGAAACAAAUUCCAAGAAUACCCUAUAGCAGGCACCUUCUUACAAAGUAACCAGUAUACACAGGUGGCUGUUAUACAGUAUGCCAUUAAAUCUGCUUUGAGUGCAUGUACAUGUCCUUAUUAAGCAAGUGAUCAUACAUGUAUAUGCUGGUUAAAUAUAUAUAACAGAGUGUGCCUGAAUCUAAAUUGGAUAUAGGCAUGUUAAUAAAGUUCCCUAUAACAGAACUGCCUUUGCAGAUAACCUUUUACUGUAAUCAGUGACUGUUAUUAUUCAGGUGUUGCUAUGCAGAGUAGUUGUUAUAGACAGUGCCCUCUGUAGGAGAGUUUAACUGUUUUAAACAUGCACAAGCAUGGAGUUGGUUUGAUGGUUUACAGUGAUAAAACUUCAUUAGAAAAUAUUUUGUUUAUCACGGCCAGUGUAUGGGCACUGCAUGCUGUAUAUAUUGUGACACUUAAUACAAGUGACAUUUUCCAGUAUACGGUGUUUUCACUCUUCUAGAAGCCAGUUUCCAACAUUUUAAAAAGAAGAAAAUUGAUUAUUUUCUCAUUUAUAGAAAUUACUUGUAAUAUUGUAUAAUUAGUUCUUUUUCCAAAAACAUUUUUUCUUUUAGUUCAUCUUCAUUUCACUUCUUUCUUUUUUCUCUCUCUGUCUCUUUUGUAUUAAAAAGAAAGUGAAAUAAAAUGUAUUACUCAGCCAACACACACAAAC
Molecule: messenger RNA, 5399 nt
Organism: Gigantopelta aegis
Lineage: Eukaryota; Metazoa; Mollusca; Gastropoda; Neomphalida; Peltospiridae
Product: leucine zipper putative tumor suppressor 2 homolog
Exons: 3
Coding region: 1485-2882 (465 amino acids)
Source: RefSeq, a predicted model, not a curated record